CCAAAAACUUGAAGCAUAAUCGUGUGGCCUUCCCGUGCAAAUUGCUUUUGUUUUCGAUUUCACUAUCAUCCAUGGCGAGACCUGAUAGUGUGAAAAUGCUUGUACUAACAAGUCUGUUGUUAAUUUUAGACAAUGCGUGCGUGUGCUUGUGCAGGAACAGAAGCUCAUCCACCAUUUGCUUUGAAGAAGAAAGGGAGGCUCUGCUCCAGUUUAGGCAAAGUUUCUCAGACGGACCUCACAUCCUUUCUUCUUGGAACGGCGAAGAUUGUUGCCGGUGGACGGGAGUAAAGUGCGACCGAGCAAAUGGACAUGUCGUCAUGCUCCAGAUCACAUUAGGAAGUGAAUACCCAAUCCAACAAACCUUUUUCACAGCUAGUGAAUUGAACUCUUCUCUGCUCAACUUGAGAUUCUUGAGAUCCUUAGAGUUGAGUGGUGGGUUCUUUUUCGGGAAUGCGAGCAUGCCCAAAUUCAUUGGCUCGAUGAAGCAGUUGAGGUACCUAAACUUGUCCAACUCUUAUGGUUUUGCAACUAUUCUUCGUGAAUUGAGAAAUCUCAGAGAGUUGGAAGUCCUUGAUCUCCGUACUUAUUCUGACGAGAGUGUUGGCAAAGACAUUCAGUGGCUUUCGCAUCUUCAGACAUUGAAGUACCUCGACAUGAGCGGCCUGAAUAUUGCCGGAUCUGGACACCUCAUGCAGGUGAUCAGCAGACUCCCAUCUUUAUCACAUUUGAGCCUAUCAGAUUGCGGCCUUCAUAAACUUCAUCCAUCUUUUGAUCUCUCGAGCAAUUCUACUUUUCUUCAUCUUCAGUAUCUCGAUCUGUCAUUGAAUUUUUUCCAAGGUCCCAUCCCAAGCACUACAUUUCAAAAAAUGACUUCUCUCCAACACCUUGAUCUUUCAUGGAAUUUUGUCAAAGGUCCCAUCCCGAGCGCUAUAUUUCAAAAUAUGACUUCUCUCUGGCAUCUUGAUCUUUCAGAGAAUCGUUUCAAAGGUCCCAUCCCAAGCACCAUAUUUCAAAAAAUGACUUCUCUCCGGCACCUUAAUCUUUCAGGGAAUCUUUUCGAAGGUCCCAUCUCAAGCACUAUAUUUCAAAACACGACUUCUCUCUUGAACAUCGAUCUUUCACAUAAUCUUUUCGAAGGUCCCAUCCCAAGCGCUUUGUUUCAAAACAUGACUUCUCUCAGGACCCUUGAUCUUUCAAAAAAUCUUUUUGAAGGUCCAAUUCCGAGCACUAUAUUUCAAAGCAUGACUUCUCUCCAGCACCUUGAUCUUUCAUGGAACCUUUUGAACUCCUCAGUACCAAGGUGGUCCGGUAACUUGAGAAGCCUUGUCGAUCUCAAUCUUGAAGCAAAUCUUUUGCAAAGUAUUGAAGGAGGGUUGUUCUCCUUCUUAAGGGACAAACCACACCUCGAGUCACUAUUGUUGGGCCAUAACAAACUUCAUGAGGACAUAUUUUCAGUCGAGGGAAAUUCUUCGGGGCUUAUCGGGAAAAACUUGGAGCGAUUGGAGAUAAAUAAUAAUUUUCUUGGGGGAGCUUUUCCAGAUUGGCUGGUGCGCUUGGAAAACCUGACGGUGCUUGACCUAUCGUAUAAUCAAUUAUCAGGGAAUAUUCCAGAGGCAUUAGGACAACUUCAAGAUCUUGACCAUUUAGAUCUUUCAGCAAAUUCCCUGAGAGGAACACUUUCCGAAAUCCACUUCUCCAAACUCUCGAAUCUAUCCUACUUAGAUAUCAGCGACAACCAAAUAAAUGGAUCUCUUCCGAGGUUUUCUUUUAAUGUGUACUCGUUAGAUCUCUCUCACAACUCAAUCUCAGGACCUAUUCCGCAAGAUAUUGGCCUAGGGAUGCCUCAUUUGGAUUACUUGUAUCUGAAUGACAAUCUCUUAAGCGGUCCAAUACCAACCUCAUUAUGCGAGAUAGAAUUUCUGGAGGUGUUGCACCUUGGAAGGAAUGAAUUAGUUGGCGAAAUUCCUGAAUGUUGGAAGGAGAACCCUCUCAUGAGUCUCCUUGAUUUAUCAUCCAACAAGUUGUCCGGAGUCAUACCGAGUUCUCUGGGAAAUUUAACUGUGCUUGGGUCAUUACACUUGAACAACAACAGUCUCCAUGGAGAAAUUCCUGUGACUAUGAAAAAUUGCACGUACUUGCUGAUUUUGGAUCUUGGCGAGAACAAAAUCUCUGGCAGUGUUCCACACUGGUUUGGACCAAGCUUUCAGUUUUUGCAGAUUCUUAGACUGCGAGAAAACAUAUUCAAUGGUAGUAUUCCUUCACAGCUAUGCUUACUCCCUGCACUGCAAAUAUUGGACCUAGCGGUGAAUAAUCUCACAGGAAUGAUUCCAAAUUGUCUUGGCUAUAUGAAAGGUAUGAAACUGCACACAAGUAUAGAUGAAGGUAACUCACUAUCCCCUGCUUCGGAGCCUGCACCUCCCAUGUUUGGACUGGCGGCUGACAUUGCUCCAACAUAUUGGGAUCAAGAGCAUGUGGAGCAGAUCAUGAAGGGGAUAGUCCUUGACUACACAACACUUGAUCUCCAGCUUAUGGUCAAUUUAGAUCUCUCAAGCAACAAAUUGAUUGGGCCGAUCCCUGGAGAACUUACCUUGCUCUCUGGAUUGCGAGGCUUGAACUUAUCCCACAACUUUCUUUCUGGAGGCAUCCCAACUAUGAUUGGACGCAUGAAAUCACUCGAGUCUCUUGAUCUUUCGAACAAUCACCUUUCCGGGACAAUCCCACAGAGCUUUUCUGCAUUUACAUCACUGAGCAAACUAAACUUAUCACACAACAACUUCACGGGGCCAAUUCCUAAAGGAAAUCAAAUCCAAACCCUUGACGAUCCUUCCAUUUAUGCCGACAAUCCUCUACUUUGUGGCGAUCCUCUACAAAAGAAAUGCCCCGGCGCGGAGGCCCCUCAAGUGCCAGAAGAAGGUACCCAUGAAGAAAGUAAGCUUGAGAAGGCGAUGUUCUACGUGGUCAUAUUGCUCGGGUUUGCGACUGGGUUUUGGGGAGUUAUCGGAGUUUUGGUGUACAAGAAGAAUUGGAGAUGCGCCUACUUCGACUACGUGGAUCGGAAGAGCGACGGCGCCGAGCGAGAGGCAAGAUCGUAA
Molecule: messenger RNA, 3092 nt
Organism: Rhodamnia argentea
Lineage: Eukaryota; Viridiplantae; Streptophyta; Magnoliopsida; Myrtales; Myrtaceae
Product: receptor-like protein EIX2
Exons: 4
Coding region: 72-3092 (1006 amino acids)
Molecular function (GO): protein binding
Source: RefSeq, a predicted model, not a curated record